Molecule: messenger RNA, 2742 nt
Organism: Sabethes cyaneus
Lineage: Eukaryota; Metazoa; Arthropoda; Insecta; Diptera; Culicidae
Gene: Dpp10
Product: prolyl endopeptidase FAP
Exons: 15
Coding region: 1-2718 (905 amino acids)
Biological process (GO): proteolysis
Molecular function (GO): serine-type peptidase activity; dipeptidyl-peptidase activity
Source: RefSeq, a predicted model, not a curated record
AUGAUUUUUAUACCUACCUAUUCUUAUAUAUAUAAAAUACAUAAAACUUACCAUCAAUUCUUUGACCAAACCAUUGCAUUAUUCUAUCUCGCAAUAAUACAAUUUUUAUUUUUCAAUUUUCAGCUUGUUUCGGCAAACCCAAACCAACGGAACUGGCGCGGAAUUUUGAUUGCGCUGCUCGUUAUUAUCGUAGUGCUGGCACUAAUCGUAACGUCCGUGGUCUUGCUCACUCCACCGGACGAAGGCCCACGUGUGAAAGGACAGCGAAUAAAACUGCAGGAUAUUAUAGACGGCGAGUACGCUCCUAAAAAAUUGAAUGGUAGCUGGAUCGGACCGGAUGAAUUUCUUUACCAAAACCACUGGGGUGAAAUCAGUUUGCUCAACCUGAAAAAUCUCUCGGAACGAAUUCUGAUGUCCAAUACGACUGUGAAAACGCUCGCUCCAGCCAAAUUUUCCAUCUCAGCCGACCGAAAGUUUCUUCUGCUGGCGCAAAACGUGAAGAAACUAUUUCGCCAUUCCUUCCUUGCUCAAUACACCGUCUACGAUAUUACAACGAGUGAAACGAUUCCGUUAACGCUAAAAGCCGAUGAUGAUGAAUGGUCGUUCCUGUUGCAUGCCGAGUUCACCCCGAAAGGACAGUCCAUAGUGCUGGUGCACAUGUACGACAUCUACUACAAACCGUCGGCGCGAGCCACCCAAACCUAUCGACUCACGAGAAGUGCCAUCCCGGGAAUUAUUUACAAUGGCGUGCCGGAUUGGCUAUACGAGGAAGAAAUCCUGCAAAGCAACAAGGCUAUCUGGCUCUCGAACGAUGGCCACCUGAUGCUGUACGGUACCUUCAACGAUUCGAUGGUGCAAGAGCAGCAGUUUUCCUGGUAUGGAAUGACCGGCGGAGACAUUAAUCUCUACCCGGAGAUCCGUUCGCUGAGAUACCCGAAACCGGGCACGAAAAAUCCCACCAUCACGCUAAAAGUUGCCGACUUGGCAGACCCCAAGAGCAUACGAACGCGCGAACUAACGCCGCCGCCGAUCUUGUUAAAUCAGGAACACUAUUUCACAAGCGCCGCUUGGGUAUCGCAGACUGAAGUCAGUGUAGUAUGGAUGAACCGACCCCAGAAUCUGUCGGUGGUAACGUUGUGCAAAAGUCCGAUGUGGUACUGCCAAGAGACCCAUCGGAUUAGCGGUGACGGGCGCGGAUGGGUGGAUGAGAUGUCUGUCCCGUUCUUCAGCCAGAACGGUAGUUCAUACAUUGCCAUUUCACCGUUACGAGAUGGAGCGGCAGGACACUUCCGACAUCUGGUGCAUGUACACAUCGGUAAAAAACGUAUCAUUCCUUUGACACAUGGUCGCUUCGAGGUGAACAAAAUACUCCACUGGGACCAGACCAACAAUUUUGUCUAUUAUUUGGGCGUCCCAGAGCACUCACCCGGACAGCAACAUUUAUACCGGGCAUCAUCACUGCCUCCGAAACAGGGCACGUCACCCCGUUCACCUCGGUGUCUCACCUGUUCGCAUCAACACAGUGGCCAUCCGCAUCAGGCGACCACAGUGAAGGCUUCUAACCGGGUACAACAGCAAUGGAACGACGACUGGGAAGACGACGGAGAAGACGGGGAGGAAUACAUUGAAAUCCCAGUGAUAACGGCCUCGCCAAAAAAGAAACGAAAAGCAGAGGAACCUGCGAUAGUUCCGCAGGCCCCUUGCCAGUUCUUUACGGCCACAUUCGCGCCCAACAGCAACGAGUUUGCACUAAUAGAGUGCCUCGGCCCAGUAGUGCCAUUCAGUGCCAUUUACCGAAUUCUGCUGGAUCCGAGCAAAAGCCCCACACAGGUUCUAUUCUUCCUGCAGAACAAUACUGCACUGGUGGAACGUGUAUCCAGAGUUGCACUGCCACAGGUUAAAUCGUUCCCGGUAAUGAUUUCAGGAGGCUAUCAUGCACAGGUGCGCCUAUUCCUGCCACCCGGACUGCGAGAGGACGAAAUCACACGGUAUCCGAUGAUUGUGCAUGUCUACUCCGGUCCUGGGACACAGCUCGUUACCGACAAGUGGCGCUUCGAUUGGAACACAUAUCUAGCUGGAACGAAAGACUAUAUCAUCACACAAAUCGAUGGCCGGGGUUCCAGUGGACAGGGCUAUCAGCUGCUGCAUGAGGUGUACCGCCGUUUAGGUACCGUGGAGGUGUCCGAUCAGCUUGAAGUGGCGGAAUACCUGCGCGAUAGUUUACACUUUGUUGACAAGCGACGAGUUGGCAUCUGGGGCUGGAGCUACGGUGGUUACACGGCCACCCUGGCAAUGGCCAGCCCGACAACGCUAUUCCAGUGUGGCAUCAGCGUUGCUCCUGUCACUAACUGGAAACUUUACGACUCGGCGUACACGGAACGCUACAUGGGCCUGCCGAACGUUACCGACAAUUACAAAGGCUACGAUGAUAGUGAUUUAUCUAAACAUGCUGAAAAGCUGCGCGAUAAACAGUUUCUAAUGAUCCAUGGCACGGCAGACGAUAAUGUGCACUUUCAACAGAGCAUGGUAUUCUCUAAGACACUGUCGGCCAAAGGAGCCCUCUUCAAGCAGCUGAUAUACCCAGACGAGGGUCACAACUUGGCCGGCGUGAAGCGGCAUCUGUACCGAUCGAUGACGCUGUUCUUCGAGGAUUGCUUCCGGAAGCUGGUGCCCCAGGAAGUGAAAGCUGGCCUCGGUAACGGUGGCUCCAGCGAUUAAUAUUUGCUGGACUACUUCGGCGAC